Strongyloides ratti is the source of this 267-nucleotide messenger RNA. RefSeq lists its product as hypothetical. The record is from RefSeq and is a predicted model, not a curated record. The transcript is spliced from 2 exons. Lineage: Eukaryota; Metazoa; Nematoda; Chromadorea; Rhabditida; Strongyloididae. The coding region runs from base 1 to 267 and encodes 88 amino acids.
AUGGUUAAUAUGAAACUUUUGACUGUCUUUGUAUUUACUAUAUUUUUCGUUUCAUGUAUUCUAUGUUUUGGAAAAGAACAAAAACCUCAUCCACCAUCAUUUGAUCGUUUCUAUAAAAGAGCCUUUGACUCAAUAGACAAUGGAGGGUUUGGUGCUUUUGAUAAACGUAGUGGUGGAGAUUAUUAUGGUAAUGGGCUGAGUGAUUAUGAAGGAUCAAAUAUUCAAGGUCUCCUACCAAGAUAUGUUAUGCUUCGUGGAAAAAAAUAA